AUGUCAAUAGAAAGGGACCCAUUUCAAGAGAUAGGGAAGAAGAUCAAAAGAGAAGCAGAUGCUUGGCCUUAUCAGAUGGCAGGAAUUAGAAGACCAAUGUUGGGUCCUCCCGGAACACUCAAUACUAUUACUCCUUGUGCGGCUUGCAAGCUUUUGCGCCGUAGAUGCGCUCAAGAAUGUCCCUUUUCGCCUUAUUUCUCUCCACACGAGCCUCAUAAGUUCGCAUCAGUCCACAAAGUCUUUGGAGCUAGUAACGUCUCCAAGAUGCUAAUGGAAGUACCAGAAAGUCAGAGAGCAGACGCAGCGAAUAGCCUUGUGUAUGAAGCAAACGUGAGGCUAAGAGAUCCGGUUUACGGAUGCAUGGGAGCAAUCUCAGCUCUACAACAACAAGUCCAAGCUUUACAAGCCGAGCUCACGGCGGUACGAUCUGAGAUUCUCAAGUACAAGCAACGAGAAGCUGUCGCCACUUUGAUCGUACCUUCCAACUCCCAAGUUGCCGGAUUCCGAAACUCUGGCGGCGUCUCCGUGAUUGCACCACCACCACCACAAACACCGUCAACUCCACCACAACCUACGGCGGUUCACCCUCCUCCUGCUCCAUCUUCUUGUGUUUUCUCUCAACCAACCACAAGAACCUUAGAAUAUGGCGACAUUGAAAGUGAGAACAACUCCUACUUCGGUUAA
Molecule: messenger RNA, 684 nt
Organism: Microthlaspi erraticum
Lineage: Eukaryota; Viridiplantae; Streptophyta; Magnoliopsida; Brassicales; Brassicaceae
Source: the annotation of a GenBank genome assembly